AUGCUGGACCCUACAAGUGAACUAGAGUUUUUUACCCAAGAAAAUAUGGAGGAGAUCUCCCAGCUGGCUUCCCUGGAGAUGUUAGGGGAUGUAGUCGCCAAGAAAAAAUCUUCAGCCAUUAUCUCAGAAAAACCUAGCUAUCCAGACUCCGUGUACGUUAUGGCAGCGAACAUUUUUCAGGAUAUUCGAGUCGAAAAGUCGCCAGACAGAGUCAUAAUAAAGUACGGGAACGAACCCCUGCCGUCCUGGUCCCAGUCUGAGGAUGAAACUUUCCAGCGCUCCUCCUAUGAACUGGCUUUCAGUGCCCUGAAGUAUCAAGAUAUUUUGGAAACUAUAUUAAUAGACAGCUCUGUCUUCCCAAGUACUACAAUACCAGAUCAUUUGAGCAGUCUUAUUAUUGUGAUGCUGUACGAUUUCCAAGAUAGAAAAUUUCAGCCCCGUGCCUUUCCCGAUAAUGAAGAGUCCAUAUCAGAAGUUCAAGAAGUGGAGAGCCUGCUUAACAGCUCUAAGACAAAGUUGGCUGCAUCAUUGGCGAGAUGUCGAAUCAAACACGACGCCCUUUCAAUUUACCACAUUCUACCAGAGACGGUUAGAAAACAGGAACAGAGGGCCUCCACUUUGCCUCUUUAUGCUUGGAUAAAUACUGGUAAAAUCAGCCUUGAAGAAGUUUAUAGUAGUUUGAGGAGUAAAGGUUAUCAUAAAGUCAAAUCUGUACUGCAUCUCGAUGACAGAGUUUUUGCUGUGGAUCAGCAUUGCUAUGAUGUUUUAAUUUUUCCAGCUCAUCUAAAAAGAGAUCUUAUAAAUAUAGAUCUUUUCAAAGAUUAUAAACUUAUUUUUCAGGACAAAUCUCGAAGUCUUGCUGUCCACUCUGUAAAAGCUUUAUUAAAUAUGGAUGAUGAUAUCCUAAUGGUCAACACAGGCUCGUGGUACACAGUUGCCCAUAUGUCAACAUUAACAAAUAAUAAUACCUCAAAAAUAUUUGUAUGUGGAAUACAAUCACAAGAUAAGGAAUCUGAACUGACGAACCUUUUUUCAAAAAUGGGAUGCCAAAACAUUGAGAUACUUUAUGAGACGUUUGUCAGCAUUGAGCCCAAGGAUCCAAGGCUACAGAACGUCAAAGUCAUUCUGCUGCUGCCCCGCUGUUCAGGACUAGGUGUCAGUAACCCAGUGGAAUUUAUUUUAAAUGAACAUGGAGAUACAGGUUUACUUCAAGAUCUCUCUCAAGGUGGCACAACAAAAAAUAAACUUGAGAUCCUUGCUCAGGAGCAGUACGAACAGCUCGCCCACGCCAUGAAAUUUGCUAAAGUGCAAGCAAUUGUUUACUGCACGUGUUCUGUUUAUACAGAAGAAAAUGAAGCUGUCGUUAUGAAGGCACUGUCAUGUCAAAACCAAGGCAUUAAAAUACAACCUUACAGACUCAGUCCUCCUGUUCUUCCGCUGUGCUCCCUCAAGGAAAUGCAAUUGUCUGUGGACAGAUUCUUUAGAUUGGAACCAUCCGAUGUGACCAAUGGUUGCUUUCUUUCUAUUUUAACAAGAGAGCGAGACCCAUCUGAGACAGUGUCCGUGAAGGAUGUUCUGGCCCGAGCUGCCGCCAAAGGUCUACUGGAUGGGGUUGAGCUUGGGAAGACAUCCAAACGGGAGAAGAAGAGGAAGAAAUCCAAAACAUCACUGCCCAAAACUCCUGCUAAUGACAACAAUGGCAUCCAAGUGAAAAUCACUGAGUUCAUAAGUCAAGAAAGUAAAGCAAGUACUUCCCGAGGCGACGCAUUAGCAGCUAAAACACCUCUCCCGCCAAAAGCUGUCUCCCAAGUGGGCGCUCCCUCCCAGGUCAGAAAACCCAAGCUUGGCACCAAUUCUUUACUGACCACGUUGGUGAAGACUACUUAUCCUUCCAGGCCAGAAGAACGGCAGGUGACCUUGAGACGAAGGCCAGAAGGCAAAGUGAUUCCUCUGAAGUCCGUUGAGAUUGUUUUGCCUCCAGUGAUGUUCCCAUUCUCGAGUUCCCAGGGAGCCCGAGCUCAGAUGCCAGCAAACCGCGUCUACUAUCGCUUCGUUGGAUCAAAGGCUGGCAUGCACAACUAUGUUACAUCAUCAGCACCCAAAAGAGGGGAGAAGGCUAAGGAGGGCACAUCUUCCUCCUGUGUCAGGCAUCCUAGACCAUGGCUUUGACUGUGUGGCCCUUCCUACAGGCUGGCUGGUAUUUCUUUCUGUUCAGACACUAUUACUGGGGCUUUUGGUCACUUAGUA
Messenger RNA from Arvicola amphibius (Eurasian water vole), 2247 nucleotides. RefSeq names its product NOP2/Sun RNA methyltransferase family member 7 (gene Nsun7). The record is from RefSeq and is a predicted model, not a curated record. The transcript has 11 exons. Lineage: Eukaryota; Metazoa; Chordata; Mammalia; Rodentia; Cricetidae. Gene Ontology annotation, molecular function: methyltransferase activity. Bases 1 to 2169 code for a protein of 722 amino acids.